CGCCUCCUGGGCUCCUCCGAGCAGGGGUGUGCCUGAGUCUCUUGCCCUGGGGUGAGAACAGAGCUGAGCCGAUUGCUGCCAGGUGGAGAGAGCCAGCCGUGCAAAGGAGGCAGAGGUGAACUACCCGCAGGUGCUCCUCAGACGGACUUGUGAGGACAGAUUGCGAAGCAUUCGCUCAGGACAGCGGGGUGACAAGUCUGCCUCCGGUUCUCUCAUUGUUAGAUCCUGAGACAACAGGAAAAUGACUUCCCAUGACCAAAAGGCAGUCACUCGCAGACCCAAGGUGGCUCCCACCAAGAGGAUGAGCAGGUUCCUGAAGCACUUCACAGUGGUCGGGGAUGACUACCACACGUGGAACGUCAACUACAAGAAGUGGGAGAAUGAGGAGGACGAGGAGGAGCCAGCGCCUACAUCAGCGGAGGCCGAGGGCGGCGCUGCGGGUACAGAUGCUGAGGCUGGCUCUGUCUCCACACCCAGGCCGUCCCUGGACUUCAGGACCAGGCUAAGGAAACUCUUCAGUUCCCACAGGUUUCAGGUCGUCAUCAUCUGCCUGGUGGUCCUGGACGCCCUCCUGGUGCUUGCUGAGCUCCUCCUGGAUUUGAAGAUCAUUGAGCCAGAUGAGCAAGACUACGCAGUCACGGCGUUCCACUACUUGAGCUUUGCUAUCCUGGUCUUCUUCAUGUUGGAGAUUUUCUUUAAAAUCUUUGUCUUCCGCUUGGAGUUCUUCCACCACAAGUUUGAGAUCCUGGACGCCAUCGUGGUGGUGGUGUCUUUCGUCCUUGACCUCGUCCUCCUGUUUAAAAACCACCACUUUGAAGCACUUGGUCUGCUGAUCCUGCUUCGGCUCUGGAGAGUGGCCCGGAUCAUCAAUGGCAUCAUCAUCUCUGUGAAGACGCGCUCGGAACGGCAGAUCCUGAGGUUAAAGCAGAUAAACAUCCAACUGGCCACGAAGAUCCAGCAUCUGGAAUUCAGCUGCUCCGAGAAGGAACAAGAGAUUGAGCGGCUCAACAAGCUGCUGAGACAGAACGGACUUCUCGGGGACGUGAACUAGCCUUCCAGAUGCCCCACCUAGAGGAGCUGGGCUGUGGCCAGACAACGUGUGGUGUGGAGUCCAGUCCCCAUCUCUGCCUUGGCUUGCACUCCGGGAUGCUGGGCACACAUCUUUACUGGUGCUGCUGCCUCCUCGGUGUCCACGCCAUACGCCUGCAGCAAAGGAAUCGUAACCUUUUCUCAAGCUGGACUCUACUGUCGCUCGGGAGUGAUCCAGGAAGCUGGGCUUGUAAAACCAGCUUAAUGCACAUCCUGAAAGGACCUGGAGCUGGCACCCUGUACCAGCACAUUCUGGAAAACCUUUCUCUACUAGAUGGUCCACAGCUUUUCCUGCUGCAUUCCCUAGGGAGCCAUCAUGGUACCCAGGCCCUCCUCUGCAGCAUCCAGCUGUGCCAUCAGCUUCACGCUGGCUCUGUACCCACCAGCAUUUCUCAGUUACUGUACAGUUAAUGUAUAAAGUCAGUGCUCUCCUUCCCCGAGGCUCGCCCACCACAUUUUCUCCUUGGUGGCAGCCACAGCAGCCCACCAGUUAUAUAGCCAGCUCAUGGCAGGGCCCCAAGACUGCCCUGUAAUUAGCAUGAUCUUGGGGUACAAUCCCCUUGUGGGCAUACAGUUUUACACAGCCUCUUGCUGCUUUGUACUUCUCAAAUGCUGAUGGGAUUCUGAAGACAACUCCCACUAGCCCAGGGACGGUACACCGAGGAGGCUCUCCAUGCAUUGCUACGUCAGGCUCUGUUCCCGCCCAUCGCCCAGAGAUGAUGUGGCCUUUGACCUGUAUGUGCAGGGUGCUGGACCAUCCUACCCAACACCGUAGCCCAGCAGAGUAAAGUUCCUGAGAGGGAAAAGGCAGUGGAGUGGGGCGGGGGGAGGAGGCAGCCAGGUUCCUGUCCUCCUGAGUCCAGGAUGGGUACUCACUUCUGCGAGGGCCACCUUGUCACACAAAUGGGAAGAAGAAGCUGAAGGGCAGCCUGGCAUUGAUGGUGGGUGGAGCGCGGAAGCCUGCCUCUGCAGGGGCUGACACAUCCACAAAUGUCACUGCAGUGGAGAUGACGACGGUCCUCUCAGGCCCUGGGAGGGGCUGUAAGGAAAAGACAGAGCCGACACCCUCAUCACCUCCCUCACUCAUCAGCCCUCAUGGUGGUCAGCCUCCCUAAGGCACGAACGUGGCUGAGGAGGAGCACUGUGCAGCUGAGCACUCUGCCACAGACUACGCUGGUCCAGCAGCGGCAACCAUGGUUCAGUGUUCACAGAACUGUGACUGCUGUCGCCUUUCUCUCUAAGUACAAGUUAAAGAAUGAUCAGGAAAUUAAGUUUUAAGACUCAAAAUCAAGUUAGGCAUGAUGGUGCCUGCCCGUUAAUGCUCAGGAGCCUGAGGCCAGCCUGGGCUACGUGAGAAGACCCAGCAGGCACAGCAGCAUGUGGGAGCUGUGACGUGAGGACGGCCAGCUCAAGCCCCAGCCCCAAGACCCCGCUGUAAAGGACCUGAGUUCCAGAGAGAGAUGAUAAUCUUUCAUCCCAAGUAAUAAACUUUUCCCAUCCCCCUUGCUGUCAUCA
Messenger RNA from Grammomys surdaster, 2604 nucleotides. RefSeq names its product hydrogen voltage gated channel 1 (gene Hvcn1). The record is from RefSeq and is a predicted model, not a curated record. Gene Ontology annotation, molecular function: voltage-gated proton channel activity. The transcript is spliced from 8 exons. Bases 242 to 1051 code for a protein of 269 amino acids. Gene Ontology annotation, cellular component: plasma membrane. NCBI's taxonomy places the organism in Eukaryota, Metazoa, Chordata, Mammalia, Rodentia, Muridae. Gene Ontology annotation, biological process: proton transmembrane transport.